This is a messenger RNA of Phymastichus coffea, 1602 nucleotides long. Its product is annotated as UDP-glucosyltransferase 2-like. The record is from RefSeq and is a predicted model, not a curated record. Bases 1 to 1602 code for a protein of 533 amino acids. Gene Ontology annotation, molecular function: UDP-glycosyltransferase activity. Lineage: Eukaryota; Metazoa; Arthropoda; Insecta; Hymenoptera; Eulophidae. The transcript has 6 exons.
AUGACCAAUCACAGUCCUACAUUGUUUUUUAAUGACUUCCGAUUUCUACUUCUUCCAAAAUGCAAAGGCUCGAGUAGGCUUAACGAUAGAAUUUUAGCGCUUGCGCCUGUGGAAGGUAGAAGUCAUUUCAAUGUCUUAGAACCAUUGUUCAAGGCACUUGCAGAAAAGGGACAUCAAGUAGACGUUAUUAGUCAUUUCCCAUUAAAACAACCAUUUCCAAACUACAACGAAAUUGUGAAAUUACCACCACUCAAUCUCUCGUCAAAUCACGAAUAUGAAAACUUUUCGACGCGCAAAAAGAAUUUCAAGUCUCUGCAUAUUUGGAAAAGAAAGUAUUGUAUCGAUACACUUGAAAAUCCGGAAAUAACACGAAUCAUCGACCACCCACCGACCGAUCCACCCUACGAUCUGCUUUUAAUUCAAUUUGUCAGCGGGUAUCAAUGUCUUACAGCUAUUGGACACAAAUGGAACGUUCCAGUCGUUGGAGUCGCAACGACAUUUUUAUAUCCAUAUAAUCAUCGUUACAUUGGGAAUCCAUUAAAUUUGGCCAUGUCAUCAAGCAAUCUUCGUGUUGACAAAGAAAAAAUGAAUUUCUGGGACAGACUAUACAAUUUCAUCAUGACGCAUUAUGCAAUUUACGAAUUUUACUCUGAAGCUUAUAAACAAGAUGCGAUAAUGAAAAAAUAUUUAGGUACGAACACACCUCAUUAUUCCGAAUUAGAAAGAAGUGUAUCACUGUUAUUGAGCAAUUCACAUCACAGUCUUCACGGAGUUUUACCGAAGGUUCCUGCUUUAAUUCAGAUAGGCGGAAUCCACAUUGAAGAUGAUAAUUCAACAAUUGAUCCGAAGUUAGCAAAGAUAAUGGAUGACAGUGAACAUGGUUUCAUAUAUUUUUCAUUUGGAACUAUUACGAAAAUUGAAUCUCUACCACCGGAAGCACUUGCACAAUUAUUUGUUGCUUUUCGAAGAAUAUCACCUAUUCAGAUAAUCAUGAAGUCGCAAAAUCCUAAAGCUCUACCGAAAAAUCUACCGGAUAAUGUACAUACAUUUUUCUGGUUACCACAGCGGAAAAUAUUGCAACAUCCGAAAAUUCGAGGUUUUAUUUCGCAUGGAGGAGGAUUAGGUACUCAAGAGUCCGUUUAUUAUGGUGUGCCUACUAUUUGUGUUCCACUUUUCGCUGAUCAACAUAUUAACUGUGAUAUUACUUCUGAAAAAGGUUUCGGACAAAAAUUUAUCAUGUUCAAUGCUCCUCAAGAAGAGUAUCAUCGUGUAAUUGACGAAUUAUUGCAUAACCCAUCUUACAAACAUGCCGCAAAACGAAUAUCUAAAGUGUAUAAAGACCGUCUGGUAAGUCCAAAGGAGGAGGCAACAUACUGGAUAGAAUAUGUAAUACGUCAUGGAAAAGAUGCUCUUCGAUCUCGUUCGUUAAAUUACAAAUGGUGGCAAAUUGAAUUGUUUGAUGUUUAUGCUUUCAUAAUGAUAUGCAUUUUAGCUGCAAUGUACACAGCGUAUUUUGCUGCAUGCCGUUUAAUAAUGUUCGCUUUAUCAUUUAUUAAAUCGUUUACCUUAAGAUAUAUACGACUAAGUAAGAAGUUACGUUAG